Podospora pseudopauciseta is the source of this 1071-nucleotide messenger RNA. RefSeq lists its product as uncharacterized. Lineage: Eukaryota; Fungi; Ascomycota; Sordariomycetes; Sordariales; Podosporaceae. Gene Ontology annotation, biological process: carbohydrate metabolic process. The coding region runs from base 1 to 963 and encodes 320 amino acids. The record is from RefSeq and is a predicted model, not a curated record. Gene Ontology annotation, molecular function: hydrolase activity, hydrolyzing O-glycosyl compounds. The transcript is spliced from 4 exons.
AUGGGUGAUGACUUGAUUGAGAGUUACACGGGAUUCCGGACCAUCUCCACAGGAGUCGUCAAUGGAAUCAAAAGGCCUCUUCUGAAUGGGAAAUUCGUUUACCUUUUCGGACCUCUUGAUCAGGGAUAUUGGCCAGAUGGCCUUCAUCUGCCACCGACUCUCGAAGCAAUGGUGUACGAUCUGGAGCUUGUCAAAAGUCUUGGCAUGAACUUGGUUCGCAAACAUAUCAAAAUUGAGCCGGACCUCUUUUACGAGGCAUGUGAUCGGCUCGGUCUGCUGGUCAUGCAAGACAUGCCUUCCAUGAGGGUCCACACCAAUGCUCGGCCAACUGAUGCCGAACAAGCCGAGUUUGAACGUCAGCUCGAAAUCAUGAUCAAGGAACACAGAAAUUACCCAAGCAUUGUCACCUGGGUCAUCUACAACGAAGGCUGGGGCCAAAUUACGGAUCGCUAUCCAGAGUUUCAUAUCACGGACCGCAUUCGACAGCUUGAUCCAACACGGCUGAUUAAUUCCGUAACAGGGUGGCAUGAUCACGGAGCUGGGGAUUAUCAUGAUAAUCAUCAUUAUGCCGAUCCCCAGUGCGGUACACCAUUCUACUCGCUGCCAAACACACCAUAUGACUCCAGCCGGAUUGGAUUCCAAGGAGAGUAUGGAGGACUCGGCCACCGACCGUUGGAUGAACAUCUCUGGCCAGUGCAAGCGGCCGUUAGGACGAUCAAUGAAACGUAUGAGAUGCAUGCCGAUGAGGCAUCUUACAACUACCGUGCACAUGUGUUGUUCGACUUGCUACGACAGCAGGUUGAGCACUUUGCAUGCAGUGGUGCUGUGUACACUCAAACGUCGGACGUGGAAGGGGAGGUCAAUGGGCUUGUGACCUACGACCGUCGCGUGGUGCGUGUGGAUGUAACGCAAUGGAAAGCCGACAUACAGGCGCUGUACGACGCUGCGGCAGCUCGGGCUUGAGGGGGGCAGAGAUUCAUAUUGAUAAUGGUAUUAUUACGCAGCAUAAAGUAAUGUUCAGUGAGUUAUGAGAUAACCAGCUCUACAGGUCUCACGUUUGUGACACCAGCC